Scatophagus argus is the source of this 1233-nucleotide messenger RNA. It is a transcript of the gene r3hdml, whose product is annotated as R3H domain containing-like. The transcript has 6 exons. NCBI's taxonomy places the organism in Eukaryota, Metazoa, Chordata, Actinopteri, Scatophagidae. The record is from RefSeq and is a predicted model, not a curated record. The coding region runs from base 1 to 1002 and encodes 333 amino acids.
AUGUUACCCUGUGAGAGACACCAGCUCCACCUUAAAUACGGCAGGUGCAAGCUUUGUUACGUCCUGGAUAAAAACACGAGGGCUCCACAAUCCCCUCCACCCUUCAGACACAACAAGGUCACAGUGGGCUUUUGUGUGCAGACGCCCUGCAGCGUCUCAAACCCGACAGAUGACGUCACGCUGCAGGAGGGUGGUGCAGGGUGGUGGUGCAGCUGCAGUCUCCUCCUCCUCCUCCUCCUCCUCCAUAGGGCUCCGAUGGGUGCUGCUUGUGUUCAGCUCCUGCUGGCUGCCACCCUGUGGACGACUCCUCCGACGGGAGCUGCAGCUGCUGUGCUGUCGGGCUCCACAGAGCUGCUCAGCACCACCCGGACUGGAGCUGAGACAGACUUCAGGGUGCUGCCUGGAGCUGUGGGCGCUCAGCUCAGCAGACGUAAGAGAGCCAUUUCAUCCAGGGAGAUCAAUGCCCUGCUGGACUACCACAACCGAGCCCGCUCUCAGGUCUUCCCUCCUGCAGCUAAUAUGGAGUUCAUGCUCUGGGAUGAGGGACUUGCUAAGUCGGCUGACUCUUGGGCUUCGCGGUGCGUUUGGGAUCACGGUCCAACACAGGCCAUGAAAUACAUGGGCCAGAACCUGUCAGUCACUUCGGGAAGGUACCAGUCCAUCACGGAUCUGGUCAGGUCCUGGUAUGACGAGAGGCACCAUUUCUCCUACCCGAACAGAUGCAGUGGAUCUGUGUGCUCUCACUACACACAGAUGGUGUGGGCGAGCACCAACAGGUUGGGAUGUGCAGUCAGGAAGUGCUCCAACAUGAAUGUGUUUGGCAGCACCUGGAGGGAGGCCAGCUUGCUGGUCUGCAACUACUCUAUAAAAGGAAAUUGGGUUGGAGAGGCCCCCUACAGGACAGGGAAGCCUUGUUCUGUCUGUCCUUCAAGCUACGGCGCCUCCUGCUGGAGAAACCAGUGCUCACCAAACACAAAACCCAAGAGACUUUCAAGAUAUUAACACAACACAGCAUUUUCAGUGCUUUAAUGCUUUAGUUAAAACAAGCAUAAAAAGACGCAGCUGCCCAGUUACCACUAUGUUCCAAAUAAAUCUUUAUUGAUGACUUCACACACAGGUGAGCUGAUGUCGUGGUAUGAAUGUUUUUGUUUUGUUUUUAUUUUCACGACUGCUUCUCAUCCACACGUCACAAAGAAACAAAAGCAAAAGAAGUUAUUUUCUUCCGUCGGAUCU